Orycteropus afer afer is the source of this 960-nucleotide messenger RNA. Lineage: Eukaryota; Metazoa; Chordata; Mammalia; Tubulidentata; Orycteropodidae. The record is from RefSeq and is a predicted model, not a curated record.
ACUCAGAGAGAAAAAGUAAAGGACUGAAGAAGGAGACUGGAGAGACCAGGAUCCUUCCAGCUGAACAAAAUCAGCCACAAAGCAGACUAGCCAGCCGGCUACAAUUGGAGUCAGAGUCUCAGAGACAUGGGCUUGUUAGAGUGCUGUGCAAGAUGUCUGGUAGGGGCUCCUUUUGCUUCCUUGGUGGCCACUGGAUUGUGUUUCUUUGGGGUGGCCCUGUUCUGUGGCUGUGGACAUGAAGCACUCACUGGUACAGAAAAGCUAAUUGAGACCUACUUCUCCAAAAAUUACCAGGAUUAUGAGUAUCUCAUCAAUGUGAUCCAUGCCUUCCAGUAUGUCAUCUAUGGAACUGCCUCUUUCUUCUUCCUUUAUGGGGCCCUCUUGCUGGCUGAGGGCUUCUACACCACCGGCGCAGUCAGGCAGAUCUUUGGCGACUACAAGACUACCAUCUGCGGCAAGGGCCUGAGUGCAACGGUAACAGGGGGCCAGAAGGGGAGGGGUUCCAGAGGCCAACAUCAAGCUCAUUCUUUGGAGCGGGUGUGUCAUUGUUUGGGAAAAUGGCUAGGACAUCCCGACAAGUUUGUGGGCAUCACCUAUGCCCUGACCAUUGUGUGGCUCCUGGUAUUUGCCUGCUCUGCUGUGCCUGUGUACAUUUACUUCAAUACCUGGACCACCUGCCAGUCUAUUGCCUUCCCCAGCAAGACUUCUGCCAGCAUAGGCAGUCUCUGUGCUGAUGCCAGAAUGUAUGGUGUUCUCCCAUGGAAUGCUUUCCCUGGCAAGGUGUGUGGCUCUAACCUUCUUUCCAUCUGCAAAACAGCUGAGUUCCAAAUGACCUUCCACCUGUUUAUUGCUGCAUUUGUGGGGGCUGCAGCCACACUGGUUUCUCUGCUCACCUUCAUGAUUGCUGCCACCUACAACUUUGCUGUCCUCAAACUCAUGGGCCGAGGCACCAAGUUCUGA